AUGCUCCUCUUUCUGGGCCUGGUCUCCUUCUCCUUCUUCUCGCCCGCGGAGACGAACCGGACCUCCCGGCCGCCGCCGGAGAGCGGCGAGCAGUGCUGGGCGUGCGACUACCGGGAGCACAGCAAGCAGAUGAGGCUCCACGGCAUCAGGUCCCAGAUCCUCAGCAUCCUGCGGCUGCAGCAGGCCCCCAACAUCAGCCGGGACAUGAUCCGCCAGCUGCUCCCCAAGGCACCCCCUCUCACGCAGAUCCUGGACCAGUACGACCCGCGGGUGGAGGACGAGGACCACGUCACCACGGAGACCAUCAUCACCAUGGCCACCAAGCCCGACCCGGUUCUCCAGGACGACCUGUCCUCCUGUUGUCUCUUCAGCCUGAGUCCGAAGAUCCAACCCAAGAACAUCCUGCACGCCCAGCUGUGGGUGCACCUGCGCCCGGCCGACGCCGUCACCACCGUCUUCCUGCAGAUCUCGCGCCUCAAACCAGGGAAGGAGGGCAACGGCACCCGGGUCCGGGUCCGCUCCCUGAAGAUCGAGGCGGACGCCGGCGCCGGCUCCGGCUCGUGGCAGAGCGUGGACAUCAAGUCUCUGCUGCGCGCCUGGCUGCGUCAGCCGGAGACCAACUACGGCAUCGAGAUCAACGCCUACGGCGCCGACGGCGAGGACCUGGCCGUCACCUCGGCCGAGCCCGGGGAGGAAGGCCUGCGACCGUUCAUCGAGGUGAAGAUCCUCGACGGCCCCAAGAGGUCCCGCCGUGACUCGGGCCUCAACUGCGACGAGGAGUCGGCGGAGACGCGGUGCUGCCGCUACCCGCUCACCGUGGACUUCGAGGAGUUCGGCUGGGACUGGAUCAUCGCGCCGAAGCGCUACCGGGCCAACUACUGCUCGGGGGAGUGCGAGUCCAUGCACCUGCAGCAGUACCCACACGCCCACCUGGUGAACAAGGCCAACCCGAGGGGCACGGCCGGGCCCUGCUGCACGCCCACCAAGAUGUCCGCCAUCAACAUGCUGUACUUCAACCGCAAGGAGCAGAUCAUCUACGGGAAGAUCCCGUCCAUGGUGGUGGACCACUGCGGCUGCUCCUGAGGACGGGAAGUCGUGCAACACGUCUUCUAUAAAGUCCUACGUCCGUCCCGUCUUGUGAAAACGUGCCUCGGCCCAGAGAGAACCCCGCGGGGCGUCUCCCACGUGCGCCUUUAUUUUGAAAAGCAUGAAUGACUCCGGCUGACCGAUUCUCUCCUCCUCGCUGUGAUCUGUCCUCCAGAAUGUUUAGUGAGUCAGGGGCCGCGCCGCAGGAGGUCCGUUAGCUUGUGUUGUGUUACUACGCGGAGCAGCACCUAGUGGACGUUAGAAGCACUGCAGCCGAAGACUUCCUUUGGCGUUCAGCUGCUGGUUUAGAGGUACAACUUAUAUUUAAAUGUGGCCUUUGGGGAGCAAUAAUACAUAUAUGUGCAUGCCUCCAAACCCAAACUAUAACCCUAAUUUAAGGAGGUUGUUUCAGACCCUGAACCCCCAUCCUGAUGAAAGAGUGUUUAACGCACACCAGCCAAUGACAACGUGAGGCAGGAACUGUGAUCUCAGAGGGAGGUCUGAGCUGGAUUUGAAGUGCAGGUGUCCUGACUGUUGUUGUGCUCCACGGGGGUUCUGACCCACGAGUCCCAGAACGUCCACAAGGAACACAGUUUCACAUUCUUUGGUUCUGCGGUGAACAACAUGUCCAGUCCACGUUGGAGGGGUUUGAUCCUCUUCUUUAUGCGUGUUUAUCUCUAUAAAAGUGAUCGUUUUCAAAUGAAUCCACAUUUUGUUCUUGAUAAAGUUAAUAAAGGACACGUAAAGGUGGAUAUUUAGUAUAUACAGUAUGCAUACUAUGUGUUGUGUGUUGCAUUUCUGAAGUAUAAAGUGUGUUAUGCUAUUUAUCUCUACAGAUAAACGAGGAUCAUUAAAUGUGGUGUGAGGACAUGGGAUGGUGCGUUCAAGAUCACUCUGAAAACGUAACCUUGCAUCUAUGAGUAAAACUAGACGACGUGUAAACUAUAUGAAAAUCCUUUGAAAAUAUAACUUUCUUUUGGUCAAAUAUUUGCUGUCAUGGAUGCAUCUUUGUGUCUUUAAACGCACCAUCAGUGUAUGCGAAGUUCCCGCAUUAUCACUAUUAUUAUUAUUAUUAUUAUUAUUAUUAUUAUAUAUUAUCCCGAUCUAUUAUUCCCGUAGCUGUGUCUACGGUGUAUAAUGUAAAGUGUCUU
Molecule: messenger RNA, 2237 nt
Organism: Cyclopterus lumpus (lumpfish)
Lineage: Eukaryota; Metazoa; Chordata; Actinopteri; Perciformes; Cyclopteridae
Product: growth/differentiation factor 8-like
Exons: 3
Coding region: 1-1083 (360 amino acids)
Biological process (GO): SMAD protein signal transduction
Cellular component (GO): extracellular region
Molecular function (GO): growth factor activity; cytokine activity
Source: RefSeq, a predicted model, not a curated record